AUGUCUACCGAUAAGAAGUCUACCGAUAAGAUCUCUGUCCUUCUCAACUGGCAUGCCACCCCUUACCAUUUGCCCAUCUUUGUGGCACAAUCUAAAGGUUACUUCGCCAAGGAAGGAAUCCAAGUAGCUAUCCUCGAACCAAAUGACCCAUCCGACGUCACCGAGCUCAUCGGUUCCGGUAAAGCAGACCUGGGAUGCAAAGCUAUGAUCCACACUCUCGCUGGUAAAGCCAGAGGUUUCCCGAUCAAGAGUAUUGGCACCUUGAUGGAUGAGCCGUUCACCGGCGUAAUCUACUUGGAGGGCUCUGGGAUCACUUCGGACUUCAGAUCCCUCAAGGGUAAGCGGAUCGGUUACGUGGGUGAAUUUGGCAAGAUUCAAAUCGAUGAAUUGACCAAGUACUACGGCAUGACCUCCAAGGACUACACUGCUGUCAGAUGUGGUAUGAAUGUCUCCAAGGGUAUCAUCGAGGGUACGAUUGACGCCGGUAUUGGUCUAGAGAACAUUCAACAAGUUGAAUUAGAAGAAUGGUGCAAGGCCAACGGCCGACCUGCCAGCGAUGUCAAAAUGUUACGGAUCGAUGAGCUGGCUGAACUCGGCUGCUGUUGCUUCUGCUCAAUCUUAUACAUCGUACGUGUCUUACUAGGUGGUGCACCGAGUACUGCAAAUGAAGAUUGGUUGAAGGCCCACCCUAAAGAAGCCGGUGCCUUCAUGAGGGCCGUUAAAGCAGGUGCCGACGAUAUGUUUGCCGAUCCCCGUGGCAGCUGGGCCGAAUACUGCAAAGUCAAGCCAGCGAUGAACACCCCAUUGAACCGCUUGAUGUUUGAUCGCAGCUUCAACUACAUGAGCCAAGACUUGUGCAACGUCUCCAGGGACUGGAACAAAGUGACCAACUAUUCCAAGCGUCUUGGUAUCGUCCCCGCCGACUUUGUUGCCAACUACACCAACGAGUUUGUCCAAUGGGAAGUCGCUCCCGAGGGAGGUGAGGCCGAAGGGCUCGCAAAACAACAAGAGAUGAAAGCCUUGCAAGCCCAUGUGGCCCAACACGGAGGUGUUCUCCAAGCCACGGUCGCAUAA
Messenger RNA from Puccinia triticina, 1074 nucleotides. RefSeq lists its product as uncharacterized. The record is from RefSeq and is a predicted model, not a curated record. The coding region runs from base 1 to 1074 and encodes 357 amino acids. Gene Ontology annotation, biological process: thiamine biosynthetic process. The transcript is spliced from 10 exons. NCBI's taxonomy places the organism in Eukaryota, Fungi, Basidiomycota, Pucciniomycetes, Pucciniales, Pucciniaceae.